UAAAAUCUUGUCAGUGAAAUCGGGAGGUGGAAGCCGGCUCCCGUAGCAGUCUGAUCUGAUCUGCUGUCAUUUCCAACAGGACAUCACUCCGCCUCCUCAACUCGUAUUUAAUUGUGUAUUCGAUCGUUCAUUUAAAAGUCGGUGUCUGCAUUCAAAGCUCCAGGAUGUCCCAGAAGAUCAAGGCCGGCUCCGUGGUGGAGAUGCAGGGAGAUGAGAUGACCCGGGUGAUCUGGGAGCUCAUUAAGGAGAAGCUCAUCUUCCCCUACCUGGAGCUUGACCUGCACAGCUACGACCUCGGCAUGGAGAGCCGAGACGCCACCGACGACCGGGUGACGGUGGAGGCGGCGGAGGCGGUGCGGCGCUUCAACGUGGGCAUCAAGUGCGCCACCAUAACACCGGACGAGAAGCGCGUGGAGGAGUUCAAGCUGAAGCAGAUGUGGCGCUCGCCCAACGGGACCAUCCGCAACAUCCUGGGGGGCACGGUGUUCAGGGAGGCCAUCAUCUGCAAGAACAUCCCCCGCCUGUACAAAGCCACCGACUUUGUGGUGCCCGGACCCGGAAGAGUGGAGAUGAUUUACACGCCUAAAAACGGAGAGCCAGUCAAAUAUGUCGUCCAUGACUUUGAGGGCACAGGGGGUGUAGCCUUGGGAAUGUACAACACAGACAGUUCCAUCAGGGACUUUGCUCACAGCUCAUUUCAGAUGGCUCUGACCAAAGUCUGGCCCCUGUACCUCAGCACCAAGAACACCAUCCUGAAGAAGUACGACGGUCGCUUCAAAGACAUCUUCCAGGAAAUCUACGAGAAAGAAUAUCGCGCUCAGUUUGAGGCCAAAGGCAUCUGGUAUGAACACCGUCUGAUAGACGACAUGGUGGCUCAGGCCAUGAAAUCUGACGGAGGCUUCAUCUGGGCCUGUAAGAACUAUGACGGGGACGUGCAGUCUGACUCUGUAGCGCAAGGCUACGGCUCCCUGGGUAUGAUGACCAGUGUCCUGAUCUGUCCCGAUGGACGCACAGUGGAGUCGGAGGCCGCCCACGGAACAGUGACCCGCCACUACAGACAACACCAGCAGGGCAAAGAAACCUCCACCAACCCCAUCGCCUCCAUCUUUGCAUGGACUCGUGGUUUGCUCCACCGGGCCAAGCUGGACAACAACCAAGACCUGCGGGUCUUCUCUGAGGCCCUGGAGGCCGUGUGCAUCGAGACCAUCGAAGCUGGUUUCAUGACCAAGGAUUUGGCAAUCUGCAUCAAAGGCCUGCCAAACGUGAAACGUGCCGACUACCUGAACACCUUCGAGUUCCUCGACAAGUUAGCAGAGAACCUGAAGAUAAAGCUCAGCAGCCCGCCCAAGCUGUGAUAUCCCACCCCAUCUGCGACACACACACAGAGACACACACAGCCAAUAAACACGCCCGUCCAUGCACACAGAGACACUUAUACAAAAGCAGGGAGCAACAGGCCGACCAAGGAGGGCAAUUGGUCCACAAGAAAGGAGCCUUGGAGCCAUCAUUCUUUCUGAAAAAGCCAUUCUUGUAACGGCUAAACAUCCCGAGGCAGACGGACACCGGGCGCUGACCGGACGGCUCGGUGCCCCUUCUUUUGCCCCGAUUGCACGAGCUCCCCUGACACGAGGGGUCAGCAUUUGUUGGUGAUCUGUACCGGACGGGCCGAGGAAGCCUCGAAACGUCAAUGCCUUAUUUGUUUUGUGUCAAAGUUGCGGGCCGGUGGUGGGCCUCUCCUCCAAUACCUCAGGCAGCAGUACAUGUUUGAGCGCAGUGAGUCCGUGUGUCCAAAGUGUAACCCCCCCUCAGCUCAGCAGCUGACCGACCACAUUCCAUGACCAUUAACUCUUUUUACUACUAAUCUGUGGACUGUAACACAAGUGGUGAAUCUCCUCACACAACUUGUAAUCACACUACUUGUCAACAAUAAACAGUUUCUUUAGUGGCGAAAAGAUAAACCAGUUGUUUUUUUUUUCUUUUACUGAAUUAACUUGAGCCUGUGCAUCAGCACUGAAAAAGAAUGAAAAUGAACCUGCCUUCAACAAGCCUACUAAAAUAAAAUCUAAAAAAGAAAGUUGUUUAUCUGUUUUAUUUUUUUCUUUCAGUGAAGAAGACCAGCACCUUAAAGCAUAUCCAAAGUUAUGGCAGGUGUGUUAUGAGACAAUAAGUUGUUUAAAACAUACAAAAGGUUGGCC
This is a messenger RNA of Menidia menidia (Atlantic silverside), 2195 nucleotides long. The record is from the annotation of a GenBank genome assembly. Lineage: Eukaryota; Metazoa; Chordata; Actinopteri; Atheriniformes; Atherinopsidae.